Coregonus sp. 'balchen' is the source of this 8507-nucleotide messenger RNA. Lineage: Eukaryota; Metazoa; Chordata; Actinopteri; Salmoniformes; Salmonidae. The record is from the annotation of a GenBank genome assembly.
AUGCCGCACAAUUUCCAACCCGGAGACUUGGUCUUCGCCAAAAUGAAGGGGUACCCCCACUGGCCAGCCAGGGUAAACUAGCAGCAGCCAGAGAGAGAAUGGGGUGGGCGGAGGGGACGCUGGAGUUUCGCUGUGCAUCCUUGGCAAUGACUGACAUAGCUAAUAUUAUAGCCAGCUAGCCUUGCCUCGUGCUUGGAAAUAUAUAGCUGCUUUAUUGUCCUACCAAUCUGUUUACAAGAUGUUAGUUGCUGGAUCUUUUAUGCAAAAGUUUAACCAGCCUACUUGGUGAAUGGCGAUUGUGUUGUGUACAUGUAUUUUGUCCAACCAGGCAGUGCUAAGUAGCUAGCUGUACUGUACUUUUUGGUGUGCGUUGAUUGAAGGAGAAAUAUGUUUGAUUUGCAGACUUGCUGCCCUGUAAAAUAAGAUCCUAGCUAUAGUUAACUAAUCAGGUGUUUUUGGUACAGUAAACACAACUAUUUAGUUUUCUGGAAAUGACUUUGAUGUGAUGUGUACACUUCUUCCCAGGAUUUUCGACUGUGAUUUGAAAAUUCUUCAGAUUCAAUCAAGGUGUCUGUCUGGAGUGAAGGGUCCAGACAAGGCCACAAUAUUAUUGUCUACUUAUUUACAACCUUCCUUUCCUUAUUUGCCCAACUUGACUUAAGGAUCAGACUACAAAGAGCAGUGAAUAUAUUCUCUCCUGUACCGCAUUUGGAUCUCUCAUGUGUUUUUGUUGUGUGGUUCUCAUUCUUCUAGAUUGAGGAUGUGGCAGAUGGGGCAGUGAAACCCCCACCCAAUAAAAUCCCUAUCUUCUUCUUUGGGACCCAUGAAACGUAAGUGCUGUGUCUCUUUGAUAUAGAAUAGCAGGAGGGGAAUCUCUGGAUGGACUUGAAACUGUGGUAUACUAUGUUCACCGUCAUCCUUUAUUAGAUCAGUCUGUUUUUUAUAUUGAGACUGAGGCAAAAAUUAAUUUUGUUGAUUUGCAUUUAUUUUGUAGCUGGUUCUGUUUUUGUUGUCCCCAGCUACAGUGGAGGUCGGAAGUUUACAUACACCUUAGCCAAAGGUGUAUGUAAACUCAGUUUACAAGGUGUAUGUAAACUCAGUUUUUCACAAUUCCUGACAUUUAAUCCUAGUAAAAAUUCCCUGUCUUAGGUCAGUUAGGGUCACCACUUUAUUUUAAGAAUGUGAAAUGUCAGAAUAAUAGUAGAUAAUUAUUUAUUUCAGCUUUUAUUUCUUAAAUCACAUUCCCAGUGGGUCAGAAGUUUACAUACACUCAAUUAGUAUUUGGUAGCAUUGCCUUUAAAUUGUUUAACUUGGGUCGAACGUUUUGGGUAACCUUCCAAAAGCUUCUCACAAUAAGUUGGGUGAAUUUUGGCCCAUUCCUCCUGACAGAGCUGGUGUAAUUGAGUCAGGUUUGGAGGCCUCCUUGCUCGCACACGCUUUUUCAGUUCUGCCCACAAAUGUUCUAUAGGAAUGAGGUCAGGCCUUUGUGAUGGCCACUCCAAUACCUUGACUUUGUUGUCCUUAAGCCAUUUUGCCACAACUUUGGAAGUAUGUUUGGGAUCAUUGUCCAUUUGGAAGACCCAUUUGCGACCAAGCUUUAACUUCCUGACUGAUGUCUUGAGAUGUUGCUUCAAUAUAUCCACAUAAUUUUCCUUCCUCAUGAUGCCAUCUAUUUUGUGAAGUGCACCAGUCCCUCCUGCAGCAAAGCACCCCCACAGCAUGAUGCUGCCACCCCGUGCUUCACGGUUGGGAUGGUGUUCUUCGGCUUGCAAGCCAUCUUCACAAGGCCCUUUGCUGUUGUUCUGGGAUUGAUUUGCACUUUUCGCACCAAAGUACGUUAAUCUCUAGGAGACAGAACGCGUCUCCUUCCUGAGCGGUAUGACAGCUGCGUGGUCCCAUGGUGUUUAUACUUGCGUACUAUUGUUUGUACAGAUGAACGUGGUACCUUCAGGCGUUUGGAAAUUGCUCCCAAGGAUGAACCAGACUUGUGAAGGUCUACCAUUUUGUUUCUGAGGUCUUGGCUGAUUUCUUUUGAUUUUCCCAUGAUGUCAAGCAAAGAGGCACUGAGUUUGAAGGUAGGCCUUGAAAUACAUCCACAGGUACACCUCCAAUUGACUCAAAUGAUGUCAAUUAGCCUAUCAGAAACUUCUAAAGCCAUGACAUCAUUUUCUGGAAUUUUCCAAGCUGUUUAAAGGCACAGUCAACUUAGUGUAUGUAAACUUCUGACCCACUGGAAUUGUGAUACAGUGAAUUAAAAGUGAAAUAAUCUGUCUGUAAACAAUUGUUGGAAAAAUUACUUGUGUCAUGCACAAAGUAGAUGUCCUAACCGACUUGCCAAAACUAUAGUUUGUUAGCAAUACAUUUGUGGAGUGGUUGAAAAACGAGUUUUAAUGACUCCAACCUAAGUGUAUGUAAACUUCUGACUUCAACUGUACCUUAUGUGUUGUUUAUGUUUUUAUUUGAAGUAUCGCCACUCAUAUUUCUGUGGAGAUGUAUCCUCCAUGUUUGUUGAUGCACUAUAUUUUCUUUAACUUAUUUUAAACUUUUGAAACCCAUUCAUUCGUUUUUCAUUACUGGUUUAUGUCUUAAGUUAUCUAGGUCUAUUUGUGUGUGUGAAAAGUUUAGUAUUUUGUUUUGGUCGUACAGCAGUAGUUUUGCAAGAUGGCAGAUACACUAUUCUUAAACCACCACUAGGUGGCAAAAUAACUCUGUCAGUGCUGUAGUUCGUUGCCAGUUCAUGCCUUUUACAUCAUGCAGAAACUCAGUGUCAUCUACCCGGUAAGCAGGGAGUUUGUCUGUGCCAAGUAUCGGCUUUUUAAUUUAGUGGCUUUUAGAAUUUAAGUCUCGUAAAUAUGGUCACAAUAUAUAGCAAUGUGUUAUCAAAUCAUGCUCUCUCUUCCUCAGAGCAUUCCUUGCGCCAAAGGACCUUUUUGCCUAUGAGAAGCACAGCGAGCGCUUUGGGAAACCAAAUAAAAGAAAGGGCUUCAACGAGGGCUUGUGGGAAAUCCAGAACAACCCUCACGCCUCCUACAGUGCUCCUGCAGUAAGUACAUCUUAUCAUCAGAAGUCCAACUCAAUACCGUUUCUCUAAUACUGACCAGCAACAACUGAGUGCUGUUAUCCCUGGUAUCUCUUUUGCUGUGCACUUUGGAUCCAUUUAGAUCAGUGCCUCAGCCCUCAGCCCUCAGUUUAAGAUGUGAUAGAUUGCCCAAGUUACAGUACUAUGCGGCUCUGUGUUGGUGGUAUUAUCUUCUCGGUCAGCACUCGAUAUCACGUGUGUAUCAAAAAUCACUUAUGUUGGGGCAUUAAGCGGUAACAGAGCAUUAGGGCUCAGACCAACAGGCUCUGAGACAGCUUCUACCUCCAAGCAAUAAGACUGAUGAACAACUAAUCACCCAUGGACUAUCUGCACUGACUAUACCUGCACUGACUCUAUACACACUCCUAAGACUCUAUCCACACAUACACUGACCAGGGUAGCAAAUUCAUCGCUUUUCGGCGAUAUUCGCCGUUUUGAUCUCAAAAUUGGCCAUCCACGUGAAUCAUGUAGAUCUAAAGGUUGUUUCUCAUAUCCAAAUCAUUGACUGAGCACAGGAUCCCUAUGUGUCCUGCGAAAAUAAUAAGAGUUCAGAGCGUGAUGUCAGAUAUGUCAUUUUAGAGUGGGCAUACUGUCAUCUCUCCACGCCACAAACUGGGGGCUGUGCUCACUGAGUGAAGUGCUGAAAGAUAAACAUUUUAGAAGCGUACAGGCAUAAAGUUGAUCGGAUUUAGCAGAAAGUCUACUAAAGUGUGACUGACCUUGUUUCUUGCCUAUUUACAGCAUUUUGUUCACAGGCUAGGUUAUUUUUCAAUGUUAGUUUGUAUUUGAUGCAACUGCGAGAUGUCUGAGAUUCUCUGCUGUUACCACGACAACCUCCCACCCUUAAAGGGGCAGCUGAAAUUUUUUGUCUCACCUAAGUGACUCAUAUUUGAGUGUACAUUAUGCCUGAUUGAGCAUAGAACAUUCCAAAAACCUUUUUAUUCAUGACCUUUUAGUCAUUUCUUAUCAUUAAAAUACUCUUCCUCAAAUACUUUCAUUGUGCUCAUGUACUCCUUGUAAACAAUGUCAGCGUAGAGCCCUGUGUAAUAGUGUUUAUGUACAUGAGUUAUUGUAUUUUAACACUGUUAACACUGAAAGCACCUUGCAAUGUAUUAGAGAUGAGACAGGAUUUGUGUUUUACUUUUCUUUAUGCACCUCUAUAGAACAACUUGUCAGAUUCAGGUCGGGUGCAUUGAAGACUGAUGUAUUCCAGAUUGGGGAGACUGAGAUUAUCAUUACAUGUCGUGAUAAACCUUAAACCCAGACCAAAGAGCCCAACUCUACCCCAGGACACUAUUUUCAAAUGUUUAUUAUGUAAUUGUUAUUCUCUGAAAAUAAGCAAAUGUUCUUGCACUUCACAUGGAUUUUUUUGUGCGUUUCCGUGCAAACACUAUUUGUGACCUUUUUGGGCCCUCACCAGUUUGCAUCCCUGACUGGCACUCGCACUCGCACACUACACACAACCACACAUAGUCACCAUACUCGCUGCUACUAUUCUUUUAUAUUAUAUCCUUCUGCUCAGUCACUUUAACCCGUUUACAUGUAUACCAUUUUUAUUCUUUACCUCAUUAUAUAGAUUUACCUCAACUGUCACCAGUAACCCCUGACAUUGAUAUCGGUACUGGUACCGACCUUGUGUAUAUUCAAGUGUAUUUCUUUCAAUCUUAUUGAUAAUGGUUUAUUUACAUUUACAUUUUAGUCAUUUAGCAGACGCUCUUAUCCAGAGCGACUUACAGGAGCAAUUAGGGUUAGUGCCUUGCUUAAGGGCACAUCAACAGAUUUUUCACCUAGUCGGCUCGGGGAUUAGAACCAGCGACCUUUCUGUUACUGGCACAACGCUCUUACCCACUAAGCUACCUGCCGAACCACAUUUCUUUUAUAUGACUUAGUAUUUCUGCAUUGAUGAGGAGGGCUUGCAAUUAAGCCUUUCACCAUCCUGUUUACACCUGCUGUAUCCUGUGCAUGUGACAAACAUUGAUUUGAUUUAUCUCUCCAUUCACACCCUAGCCUGCCAGCUCGUCUGGCAGUGAAGCUAAUGACGAUGCAGCAGGAAGUGAUGCAGAGGAUGACAAGGAAGCAGUGGUGCCCAGUAAGGCAGAUUCAGGAAGUGAGGUAGAUUCUGACUCAGGAAGUGAGGAUCGAGGAGGAGGAGGUGGCGGCAGUGGUGGUGGAGGAGGGGUCAAGCGGAAGGCCCCUGCUGCCAAGGUGAUUGCGAAAUUAUAAUUUUAGUGUUUCAGGAUUUUAAUGCCCACCGAACAAAACUAUUGUUGCUUAGAUGUGCCUCUGUUAUAAUAUUAAAUCUCUCUGUUCUAUCUCUCAUUCAGCGCCCCCCUGUGAAGAAGGCCCGGGGUUCGUCCAGUGACAGGGCUGGAGAGGAGAGUGGCUCACCCUCUGAGCCAGACCCUUCCCCUUCUGACUCGGACUCUGGAAAGAACAGUGACCAGGUCAGUUGACACGUGCACACAUGUUGUACACUAGCAUGAGAACAUUAAUUGAUGUCUUGUUUGUUUGCCCCUGUAGGACUUCACCCCAGAGAAGAAGGCGGCAGCAGGCCGUGGCAGUGGGAAGAAGGCUGGAGGUGGCAAAGGGAAGAAGGUGAGGAAAGGAUGCCCUUCAGGUGUCAACCAGCCCUGGGAGCUGAGUAGAUAAAGCACUGUUUGUGGUUUCACAGUGACUGCUGGCUCUCUCUCAUUGUGGUUUUCUCUCUCUCUCUCUCUCUCUCUCUCUCUCUCUCUCUCUCUCUCUCUCUCUCUCUCUCUGUGGGCUGCUGUAGAAGGCGUUGUCUGACUCUGACUCUGGGUCUCAGUUGGACAAGAAGAAAGGGGGCAGUGAUUCAGAGGAUGAGAAGCCACGGCCUGCUCUGUCUGGAUCAGAAUCUCAGUCUGGCUCCAAAUCCGACUCUGACUCAGAGCCACAGCCACCUCCACGGAAGGCCCCUCAAGCGCGCAAGAAAGGUGAGGGCUAUAAUGUCUGGUAUUACACACAGUGUAUGAUAACUGUAUUUGUCACUGCAUAACCCUGUUCUCUGCCAUUUGUCCCAAUCAGAGAAGCCUCUGCCAAAACCUCGGGGUGGACGGAAACCCAAAGCUGCCCAGGCCAGAGCACCGGCGUCUUCCUCUGACAGUGACAGGUCAGCACGGCUCAAGUCUGUUCCACAUUGGUUGUGCUCUAUGUUAAUACAUUAUAAAUGACUUGUAUCAAUAAAUAAGUACAUUAUGAAUGAUCCUAUACUGUGUACUGUAGCGACAGUGAGCCGGACCGCGUCAGCGACUGGAAAAAGAGAGAUGAGGAGCGUCGGAAAGAGCUGGAGGAACGCCGGAAGAAGGAGCAGGCAGAUGAGAUCCUCAAGUAUCGGGAGAGGGAGAAGGAAGAAGAUGAGCAGAGAAAGAAGGACAAGGAGAAGGGAAAGAGCAGUGGUGAAAGCAGCUCAGAUGAGGGCGUAGAUGAUCACCCACUGAAGAAGUCCAAGAAACCCCCACCGCCCCCCAUCCCCGCCCCCUCUGACUCUGACUCUGGACCUGAGGUAUUUAGCAUUGAAGACUGUGUAAAGAGGGGACAUUUGUUUGUUUUUGUUGUAGUAUCAUCUAGAAUAGAUUUGUUGAACAUUGCAUAUUUCCCCCAAUCAGGUGAAAAAAUCUGCAAUGCGUUCAGACAACCAGAAGAAAGGGAGAACAAAGAAAGAGAGGGAUCAUGGUAAAGGCAAAAAGGAAAAGCGAGCCCAGCGGUCAGAAGAGAGGCCCAGAGGGAGGUAAAUGCACAUGGCUGAACCAGACAAAAGAUUAGAGCACAGAUCUCAUUAGAUGUUAUCUUCAUUAAAUAUAAAUGCACACAGAUCACUGAGCUCUCUCCCUCAGGUCCAAGCCUGACAAGCCCAAACGCAAACCAGAGAGACCUCAGGAGAGGAAAGUAGAGAAGAAAAAAGGUCUGAGCUCAAUGUUACUCCCAAUCCACUGUUUGUCCAUUUGGAAAGCAUGCAUAUGGGAAACUCAUUUGCAUAGUCUCAUAUUGUGUGACAAACGGUUGGUCCGAUACAGUGCCAGAGCCAGAUAAUAUCAACUUUUCUUGUCCUCACUCCUUGUCUUUUUGUGUCUGCACACAGAGCCAACCCCAGACGAAAAGCUGCAGAAGCUCCACACUGAUAUCAAGUUUGCACUGAAAGUGGAUAACCCAGUGAGUAAACAUAAGGGGCUCCAUUCAUUGUCAACAGAAAAGUUAUUAUCACAUAGUUGGGAUUUUACAAGCAGCAUGACAAGUGGCAUGAGGUAUAUAAUUUUUUUGUUUACCAAUUAAGGGUUCCUUGCACAUUGUUGUAUUCUAUCAUGUUGUGUCUGCUCUGCAGGACAUAGAGCGCUGUCUACAGGCCCUGGCGGAGCUCGAGGCUGUGCCGGUCACCAGCCACAUCCUGCAGAAGAACUCUGAUGUUAUCGCCACGCUUAAAAAGGUGGCUUUCUCUCUGAACCCCUUAAUGAAAGUGAACUUUAUAGAGCCGCUGUGUACAUUUCGUAAUCUCUCUUGUUUUUCUGGCCCCUGUGAACUUCGCUGAUGGUGUUCUGAUUGAUGUUUGUCUUACUGAAGAUCCGUCGAUACAAGGCAAGCAGUGCCGUUAUGGAAAAGGCCAGCCAGGUCUACAACAAGUUAAAGGGUCAGUUUGUGGUCAAGUCUGAAAUGCCAAGUAAACCCAAAGCUGAGGGAAAGGAGCAGGAAGAGGAUGGGAAGGAGACACAAAAUGCAGGUCAUUCUCUCAGCCCAUACUUUUACGAUCACAACUGAUGGACUUAUUUACUGUUCUCACAUUCCCCUUAUUUUUCCUCAUCAGGAUAUUACUCUUAAUAAUGAUAUUAAUUCAAAUACUUUUAUUUUGCUGUGUGUAGCUAACAAUGAAAUGAAAGGUCCAUCAUUUGUAGCCAGUCAAUUGAUUUUGCAUUACUUGUUAUCAGAUGUAAUGCCUGUGAAUGGGGAAUCAGAAGUCCAGAAAAAGGAAUGUACUGAAUUAGAGGAUACCCCAAAGUCACCGGUCCAGGAAGGGAAUGAUGAGCAUAUGGCUUCAAGCCCCAACAGGUAAAUACUAUUCUCCUAUGUCACAUCUUUGUGUACUUCCUUUAUUUAUGCUAAUAUUUGUUUAAGGUGUCCAUGGUAAUAUAUUGCUCUGCUAAUUGGUACCAUGCUACCAUCACGAAGGUAUGUGGCUCUAGUUCUGAAGUCUUGUCUCUUCUCCAUGGUAGGCCCAGUCCUGAUAGUCCUGCUGAGCAGCAGACGCACACUGAUGAUGAAACGCACCACGCUCUCUCUGCAGAGACAGAACCGCCAGCGAUAGAGAGCUGAAGAAUUUGGAAGAAAAUGGAGCACAAUUGUUUACCACAGCUAAAAGGAAAGCUCACUAGUCUCGUCCCAGAUACAUGGCGCUGUGCUGACCCCUUUGUUGUUCGCC